CACCACGACAGACAGACAUCUCAUUGGGUUCUCUCUUCCCUCCCAUAGCCUAUAGGCCUACCUCCAGACGCAACAUGCCGUUAACUUAACUCCUCUUGAUUAACAGACUAACGAAAUGGCUUCAAAACGUUCUCUUCCCGAAGAGGACCUCACUUGUCCCGUCUGCUGCGAUAUCUUCAGGGACCCGGUCAUACAGCAGUGCAGCCACAGCAUCUGUAAGGAGUGCUUGCAUCGGUUCUGGGACAUCAAGAAAUCUCGAGAAUGCCCAGUGUGCAGACGAAAGUCACCCAACGGUGAGCUCCCUCGGAACUUGGCAUUGAAAAACCUGUGCGAGGCCGUCCUACUGGUGAAAGGUUCCGGGACAUCGCAAGGGCUGUGUACCUUGCACGGUGAAAGUUUCAAGCUCUUUUGCCUGGAUGACAAAGAGCCCGUGUGCGUCGUUUGUCAGACUUCUAGAAAGCACAAACUGCACGAUUUUUGCCCCAUAGAUGAAGCUGCUCUCGAUCACAAGGAGGAGCUCAGCAAUGCACUAUCUCCACUGCAAGAAAAGCUGAAGCUUUUAGAGGACGUGAAAUACACCUAUGAUCAAACCGCUCAGCUCAUCAAGGGCCAGACCCUUCUUACUGAAAGGCAUAUUAAGUUGGAGUUUGAAAAGCUUCACAAGUUUCUCCGGGAUGAAGAGAAGGCCAGAAUGGAAUGUGUUAAGGCCGAGGAGAGGCAGAAGAGUGCAGCUGUGAUGAAGAAGAUUGAAGCGAUCGGCAGAGAGAUAUCAUCUGUCUCUGAGACUAUUCAGGCCAUACAGAAGGAGCUCAAACAAGAUAAUGUGACAUUUGUACAGAACUUCAAGGCUACAAUGGAAAAGACUAAAUGCACCUGGAAGACUCCAGACAUGACUUCAGAUGCUCUAAUUGAUGUGGCAAAGCAUAUGGGCAACGUCAGCUUUCACAUCUGGAAGAAGAUGCAAGAGAUUGUUGAAUUUGCUCCAGUCAUCCUGGACCCCAACACGGCGGCCCCACACCUCCUGAUGUCUGCGGAUUUGACCAGCCUUACGUACAGCGACGUUAUGGAGCUGGUGCCCGACAACCCCGAGAGGUUUGACUUCUACCACUGUGUGCUGGGCUCCGAGGGCUUCGACUCCGGGACCCACCACUGGGACAUCGAGGUCGGGGACAACUCCCUCUGGUACCUGGGUGUGAUGACGGAGUCCACCCACCGCAAGGGGAAGGCCAUCUGGAACGGCGUCUUGAGCUUGUGGCACAUGUUCGGGGAGUACAAGUCGCAGUCUCCGGAGCAGGCCCCCAUGCCGCUCUUGGUGAGCCAGCGCAUCCAGAAGGUCCGUGUGGAGCUGGACUGGGACGGGGGACUGGUCUCGUUCUUUGACCUGGUCAGUGAAACAUACUUGCUGACCUUGGCGCACACGUUUACCGAGAAGGUGUUUCCGUUCUUCUAUAAUUUCUGUGUGCUCACUCCCCUGCGGAUCUUACCACUUAAACCGUCUGUGACAGUGGGAUAGCACAGUUAAAGCAGCUGCCUUUAUAUUGAAGCAUCUCAGUCUCUGAAAAUAAUGGCUCCAAGCUCAUUUUGAUGCCACACUGACGUACAUGAAGAGAAAAGCAUAGAAAGCCAUAUGAUUAUAUUUCAUGUAAAUUCAACGUUCAUUUUUCUACAAACCGUUUAUCACAGCAGCCAGCUGCUUUGAAAGGUUAAGUUCCGCGCUUUCACGUGAUAUGCUUGUGAUAUCUGUGUGAUGAUUACAUGGUAAGCAAUUCAGCAGAGAAGAAUGGGUGUGAAUUUGGACACAUUUUUUUGUCCAUUAGUUCGUUCCUGUAACUUACGGGAUCCAUUUCAAAAUUCUCACCAUAACCUAUAGGGCUCUAGAUCGUCAGGCCCCUGCUUAUCUUGCCAAUAUGAUUCUCCUACACGCCCCCUCCCGGUCUCUCAGGUCUGUCAACCAAAAUCAACCUUUACUGAGAAUGUGGACUGUUUUAAGGUGCAAGUGAAGACUCACUUGUUUAGGCUAGCUUUUGGGUAACCUCUGUCUUUUAUGUAUUGAUCAUUUUAUCUGUUGUAUUUUUACUUUAUUUUAUUCUUAGACUGUUUUUUACGCUUUAUAUUGUCUACGCACAUUGUAAAGCACUUUGUGACCCUGUCUGUGAAAAGUGCUGUAUAAACACAUUUUACUUACUUACCUACUGCCUGCAAUAUUCAGAACUUUCAUGAAGAUGUAGGCCUAUGGAUUGAGAAGGGAUACAGGACAGGUACACAAGGGUCAAAUGUUUUUUUUUUACUGAGGUCUUACUGUAUAUUUGUACUGUAUGAGGUCUUUCUGUAUAUUUGUACUGUAUAAGUGUGACUGUCCGUUAGUUAUCCCUAACUGUACCGUGUACAGUGUUCCUAACCGCGUAGCCUUUAAUUAAAGUAUGUGUGCUGCAUGUCAGCAUCCACUGUAUCCUCUGUCUCCUGACUGCCCAAAACAAUUUCUCCUGGAAGAUAAUAAAGGCUGAUCAUUAUCAAUAUUAUCAGCAAAAAUAGAAAUAAAUUGUUGUAUGUAACACACUGUAGCCUACUGUGUGUAACCUAUUUACUAAUAUGCCACAUAGUUUAUAUUUUUUCUUAUACCGGCGAUUUACUGUAAACUGAUCAUUUUAUAUACUGUAUGUGUGUGUGUGUAUUUAGCUGCUGAAUACCAUUAAUAUUUGAA
Messenger RNA from Alosa alosa (allis shad), 2701 nucleotides. RefSeq names its product nuclear factor 7, brain-like. NCBI's taxonomy places the organism in Eukaryota, Metazoa, Chordata, Actinopteri, Clupeiformes, Clupeidae. Gene Ontology annotation, molecular function: protein binding; zinc ion binding. The coding region runs from base 116 to 1513 and encodes 465 amino acids. The record is from RefSeq and is a predicted model, not a curated record. The transcript has 6 exons.